Rotaria sordida is the source of this 1107-nucleotide messenger RNA. The record is from the annotation of a GenBank genome assembly. Lineage: Eukaryota; Metazoa; Rotifera; Eurotatoria; Philodinida; Philodinidae.
AUGACCGAAGAUGAUCAACAAAAUAUACAACGACAAGAACAAACUUCUCCACCAUCACUACCACACCGACAUGAUUAUCGUCUAGCUUCGAUCAGUAUUCCACAUGGUUCUGAGAAUGGUGAAGAUGUACUAGGAAUCAGUGCAUUUAGAGUUGGUGUUAAUUUAGAUUCAGAAGAAAAACAUAGAAUGUCUUUAACUGAUGAACAAAUAAAUAUACUUUUAAUGGAUAGUAGUAUUGGUUUAUCAACAAGACAAUCUUUAUUUUCAUCAAUGACAAAUACAACUACACCGUUAUCACCAUUAACAACAUCUAAUCGAAAUCAACCUGUAAUAACACCUUCUGGACCUAGUGAAGUAAAUAAUCAAAUUGAAUAUCAACAAAAACGAUCAUCGCCAAAUAUCAAUGGUACAGUAGGCGAAGAUGAUGAUGUCACGCCUUCGGAACCAUCAACACAAACAGAUUUUGGAAAGAAAGCUCUGAUGGCAAGAAAUUAUCAUACAUUGAAAUUUAUGGCUCUUUGUCUUGCUUUUAUAAUUAAUUUUCUUAUGUUAUUUUAUAAGGCAAUACCAUUAACUACAACAGUUAGUGAAUCAGUUUCUUCUGAUAAUACAGAACAAUUUGAUGAAGAUGACAAUGAAAUAAUAGUAAUGGAUCCAAGAAAAUAUUAUAUGAUUUAUUUAUUACGAGCAGCUGCAUUUUUACAUUCAUCAAUUGCAUUUUUAAUGAUGAUUAGUUAUUAUAAAUUAAAGGUUCCAUUAGUUAUAUUUAAACGAGAAAAAGAAAUAGCUCGAAAAUUAGAAUUUGAAAGUGCUUGGUUAAUUGAUCAACCAAGUGAAAAUAAUUCUUGGAUAUUAUCAUAUUUAUCACGUGAAUGGUAUAAACUUGUUAUAAGUUCAAAAUCAUUUCCUGAUUCUUAUUGGAAUAAAUUUGUUAAGAAAAAAGUUCGAAAUAAAUAUGCAGAUCAAUUUGAUUAUGAUGAAUUAAGUCGAUUUUUGGGUAUGGAAAAAAAUGAUACACCAGGAAAAUUUGAAAUUAUUAAACCAAUCGAAACUGGCUUAUGGACAAAGAUUAAAUCUAUUGAUAUGCAUUAUCUAAUUUGGAAAUGA